CAUUCAAGUCAUCCUGACAAUUAAAUUUUUCCAUCAUUAUCACUCGCAUCAUCUCCAUAAUCAAUCGAAAUCCUCAGUGUACGUACCACAGUCGUCCUGAUUGAUGUAGUAUGGCCUCAUAUGUACCCAAGAAUCUUCCAGUGGGCAUCGACCUCGGCACUACCUAUUCAGUUGUUGGAGUUUUCAAAAACGGUGUGGUCGACAUUAUUGCAAACGACGAGGGAAAUCGCACGACCCCUUCUUAUGUGGCUUUUACAGACACUGAGCGUCUUAUCGGAGACGGGGCUAAAGGACAGGCCGCUCUAAAUCCCUCUAAUACAGUUUACGGUAUCAAAAGACUGAUCGGGCGUAAGUUCGACGAUCCCACCGUACAGCAGGACAUGAAGAACUGGCCAUUUGAUGUCAUUAACGAGAAAGGUAAACCGAAAAUCAAAGUAAAAUACAAAGGAGAAACCAAGACAUUCUUCCCGGAAGAAAUCUCGGCCAUGGUGCUCACAAAAAUGAAAGAAAUCGCCGAGUCAUACCUGACUUCCAACGUCUCCAAAGCGGUGGUAACGGUACCAGCCUACUUCAACGACUCACAAAGGCAAGCGACCAAAGACGCUGGCACAAUAGCUGGCCUAGAGGUGCAACGGAUCAUCAAUGAGCCUACGGCCGCUGCGAUAGCAUAUGGCUUGGACAAGAAGAGCGACAAGGACAGAUAUGUGCUGAUCUUCGACUUUGGUGGCGGUACGUUUGACGUGUCUGUCCUACAGAUCGCUGGGGGGAUCUUUGAGGUGCAGAGCACUGCCGGCGACACUCACUUGGGUGGGGAGGACAUCGACAACCGGAUGUCUCAGUAUUUUAAAGAGGAAUAUAAGAGGAAGUUCAAAAGUGACCUCACAGGAAACAAAAGAGCCUUGAGGAGGCUUCAAACUGCUUGCGAACGUGCUAAAAGAACUCUGUCAACUUCCACUCAAGCGACGAUAGAAAUCGAUUCUCUUGCUGACGGUAAUGAUUUCUAUUCGAAUAUGACCAGAGCGAAGUUUGAGGAAAUCACGUCGGACAUUCUGCAAGCCACUUUGGCACCCGUGGAGAAGGCACUCAAGGAUGCCAAAGUGAGGAAGGAGCAGAUCGAUGAUGUGGUGCUGGUGGGAGGUUCCACAAGGAUUCCGAGGGUGCAGAGCUUAUUGCAGGACGUGUUCCAGGGUAAAACUUUAAAUAAAUCGAUUAAUCCAGAUGAGGCGGUGGCUUAUGGGGCGGCAGUACAAGCUGCAAUCCUUGCCGGGGAUACUCAUGAUACUGUUAAAGAUUUACUUCUGCUAGAUGUCACUCCAUUGUCGCUGGGGAUAGAGACGGCCGGUGGGGUAAUGACCGUGCUGAUCAGAAGAAACACCACGAUACCAGUGAAACACACUCAGAUUUUUUCCACUUUUGCUGACAAUCAACCUGGAGUGCUCAUCCAGGUUUAUGAAGGUGAGCGCGGGAUGACCAGGGACAAUAAUUUGUUGGGGAGGUUCGAUUUGUCUGGAAUACCACCUGCUCCUAGAGGAGUUCCGCAAAUAGAGGUGACAUUUGACAUAGACGCCAACGGCAUCCUCACCGUUUACGCUAAAGAACAAGCCACCGGUAGACAAAACACCAUAACAAUCACCAACGACAAGGGCAGACUAACAAAGCAGCAAAUCGAAAAAAUGGUAUCGGACGCCGAGAAAUUCAAGGAGCAAGACCAAGAGGUCCGGGCAGCGGUCGCUGCCAGAAACGAGCUGGAAUCUUAUGUUUACCAAAUGCGAUCCGUAACUCAAGACCCGGCAGUGUCCAGCAAAAUCAGCAGUCAAGAGAAGGCGAAUAUCCUUAAGGUUUGUAAGGAGGUGGACGACUGGUUGAAAUCCACCGAUAAAGCUUCCGAGAGGGAGUACGUAGCUAAGAAAGACGCUAUAGAGAAAGUGUGCAAACCUGUUAUGGUGAGGCUGUACUCUUCUGCUGCGGGACAGGCUCCACCACAAAGAGAUUUUCCUAGUAAUAAUGAUGAUAGUGGGGGGCCGGUCAUCGAUGAGGUUGAUUAAGUGUAUUUUUUUUCAAUAAAAACAUCAUCAUUAAAA
Molecule: messenger RNA, 2081 nt
Organism: Anthonomus grandis grandis
Lineage: Eukaryota; Metazoa; Arthropoda; Insecta; Coleoptera; Curculionidae
Product: heat shock 70 kDa protein 1-like
Exons: 8
Coding region: 111-2045 (644 amino acids)
Biological process (GO): cellular response to unfolded protein; vesicle-mediated transport; protein refolding
Cellular component (GO): cytoplasm; plasma membrane; cytosol
Molecular function (GO): ATP binding; heat shock protein binding; misfolded protein binding
Source: RefSeq, a predicted model, not a curated record